Molecule: messenger RNA, 438 nt
Organism: Carya illinoinensis
Lineage: Eukaryota; Viridiplantae; Streptophyta; Magnoliopsida; Fagales; Juglandaceae
Exons: 1
Coding region: 1-438 (145 amino acids)
Source: RefSeq, a predicted model, not a curated record
AUGGUUGUUGCACAACACCUGUCUGCUGAUGGUACACCUUUUUCGGAUCCAACUCUCUAUCGGUCUCUCGUUGGUGCCCUCCAAUAUUUGACCAUUACUUGGCCCGACAUUGCUCAUGCUGUCAAUUUUGUUAGCCAAUUUUUACAUUCUCCAACUGAGGAUCAUUUUCUUGUUGUUAAGCGUAUUCUUCAUUAUGUCAAGGGUACCUUUCAUUUUGGUCUUCAUUUUCGCCCCUUUGCCACUCCUGGUGCUUUAUUUGCUUACUCUGAUGCAGAUUGGGCAGGCUGCCUUAACACUCGUCGUUCUACCUCUAGCUACUCUAUUUAUCUUAGUGACAACUUGGUUUCUUGGAGUGCCAAGAAGCAACCUACUGUAUCCCGCUCUAACUGUGAAUCUGAGUAUCGUGCUCUUGCACACACUGCCGCUGAACUCCUUUAG